Zingiber officinale is the source of this 1421-nucleotide messenger RNA. RefSeq names its product extensin-like. The coding region runs from base 118 to 1203 and encodes 361 amino acids. The record is from RefSeq and is a predicted model, not a curated record. NCBI's taxonomy places the organism in Eukaryota, Viridiplantae, Streptophyta, Magnoliopsida, Zingiberales, Zingiberaceae. Gene Ontology annotation, biological process: defense response. The transcript has a single exon.
AACGUCGUCGACCAACCUCCUCCUUUCUCUGUGCGCUUCUUCUUCUUCUUCUUCUUCUUCUCAUCUCGCUCUCGAUCCCGUCGCUUCUCAUCGAUUCGUUUUAGGUUCACGCAAUCGAUGGAAUCUGCUCGGCGCCACCUUCCGCCUUCGUCGUCGUCGACAAGGUUGCUCGACCUCGAGGUCAACGUCGUCUCGGCCAAGCACCUUAAAAACGUCAACUGGCGUAACGGCGAUCUCAAGCCCUACGUCGUCGCCUACCUCGACCCCGACCGCCGCGCCGCCACCAAACCUGACGACGCGGGAUCCACCCGCCCCGUCUGGAACGAGCGCCUUGCGCUCCCCCUCCCGCUUCCGUCUCUGGAAACCCUAUUUUUCCUCACCUUGGACGUCUUCCACUCCAAGCCCUCGGAGACCCCCAAACCCCUCGUCGGCACCGCCAGAUCUCCUCUCAAGGAGCUCCUCGAUCCCGAAGCCUUCGCCGCCUACGCCUCUGGAGGCGGCAGCGUCAGCGGCGGCGGCGGGACCUCGCCGAUCCGCACCCUCGAGCUCCGGCGCCCUUCCGGUCGGCCUCAGGGAAAGAUCCGCAUCAAGCUAGCCUUGCGAGAGCGCCCCAGUCCCCCAAUCGAACCCGAUCCCACCGGCCACUUUGCUCCACCACCUCCUUCCAGCUAUUAUUACUCCUCCAACGCUCCUCCCUUCCCUUCUCCUUCGCUGUCCUCUCAUCUUCCGCAUCACUCAGCUAGAGAUUAUCGCACCUUCUCGCCACCUCCUUCUUCUCUCCCUCCUUACGGUCACCCUCCGCCCCAGCCACACCUUCACCCUUCGCAAUAUCCCUAUGGGAGCUACCCCGAUCCCUACUCCUCUGGGUACUAUUCCCCUGCUUCCUCCACCUACUAUUCUGCGCCACCAGCUCCAGCCCCUGCCCCAUCCCCAGCCCAUCAGUACUACGAUCGGGCAUCUAGCUAUGGUGGUCCAUCUGCACCUGCAGGCUAUUCGGUUGGGUACUCUUCUUAUGACAAUAAACCAAAAGGAGGCAGAGCAGGAGUGGCGACAGGAGGAACAACAGUUGGGGCGGUGGCUGGAGCAUUAGGCGGGUUAGCACUGGAGGAAGGACUGAAACACGAGGAGGAAAAGGUCGCUGAAAAGGUGGCGAAUGAUUUCUCAGCAAGGGAUGAUUACAGUGGCCAUCGUGCUGAUUACUAAUCACUUCCCGCUUCAGUUUUACACCCGCUUGUUGUUUACAGUCAGAAGGCUUAGUGUUGCGGUGCUGCAAGCAGCCAAGAUGAAUAAACUACGCCGGUUUGAUUUCUCUUUCCAAUAUGUAUAUGUCGACUCUGCUAUCAUUCUCAAUGGACAAAAGCCACUGCUGUGCUAUUAUAUAUCUUUACUAAAUGGAAUUUGUUAUAGCAUGCUUCCCCGGA